UUACUUAUCUCAUCUCUCUCUCUCUCUGUGUGGUGAAUUUCAUAGCCCAUAUACUCCCACCCCACCCACCACUCCUGAGAUCAUAUAUCAUAAUUGUAGCAUGUUAAGAGUGUCUCCUCCUUAUUGCUCAUCUCUGUCUUCUGCUCUUCCACUGCUAUGCUUCACUCCUGUUCCCUGACAUUCAGAGCCGACAACUACAGCUUCAACUCAAAUGGCGCCGAUUGGGUCAGACGACGGCGGGCCGCCGUCCACCGUUGAGAUGAUCCCCACCAAUGCUCACGACAAACAACCACAGCUCCACCCAACAUCUGCUGUAAAAAAUUGCUCUGACAACAACCAUGAUGAGAAAUCGAGGGGUACACCUAAUAGAGACACCCCAUUUUCUUCAACUGGGGAACGUAAUGGCUCAGAAUUCGCAGUGGUUAGUGAAGUUCCUCUUCCUCUUCCUCCUCCUAGACAAAACAGAGGCAAGAAAGUUUCACUCUUGCCCUUAGUUUUUAUCAUCUUCUACGAAGUAUCGGGAGGGCCAUUUGGUGUGGAGGAUAGCGUGGGGGCAGCGGGCCCCCUUCUUGCUCUUCUUGGGUUCUUGUUGUUCCCACUCAUAUGGAGUGUCCCAGAGGCUCUCAUAACGGCUGAGAUGAGCACAAUGUUCCCUGAAAAUGGUGGAUAUGUGGUGUGGGUUUCUUCUGCUUUGGGCCCUUACUGGGGAUUCCAGCAAGGUUGGAUGAAAUGGCUGAGUGGGGUUAUUGAUAAUGCACUUUAUCCUGUUAUGUUUCUUGAUUAUCUCAAAUCAGAGAUCCCAGCUUUAGGUGGUGGCCUUCCUAGGGUUUCAGCAGUAUUGGGUUUGACUGUGGUGCUCACUUUCUUGAACUAUAGGGGUUUAACUAUUGUGGGAUUCUUUGCUGUUAUCCUUGGGGUGUUCUCAAUUCUUCCCUUUGUGGUUAUGGGGCUGAUUUCUAUUCCCAAGAUAAGGCCUAAAAGAUGGUUAGUAGCAGAUAUUCAUAAUGUAGAUUGGAAUUUAUAUCUCAACACUCUGUUUUGGAACCUUAAUUAUUGGGACUCAAUAAGUACACUAGCAGGGGAAGUGGAAAACCCUAAGAAAACCCUGCCAAGGGCUCUGUUUUUUGCUAUGAUUUUGGUGGUUUUGGGGUACUUCUUCCCGGUUUUAACCGGGACGGGAGCCGUUCCUCUCCAGCGCGAUCAGUGGACCGAUGGGUACUUCUCGGACGUGGCGAAAAUCAUAGGCGGGGCGUGGCUGAGAUGGUGGAUUGAAGGGGCUGCAGCCGUGUCGAACAUAGGGAUGUUCGUGGCCGAGAUGAGCAGCGACUCGUUUCAGCUUCUUGGCAUGGCCGAACGAGGGAUGCUCCCCGAGUUCUUCGCGAGGAGGUCUCGCCAUGGAACCCCACUGAUCGGGAUCCUCUUCUCAGCAUCCGGGGUGAUCAUACUCUCCUGGCUCAGCUUUCAGGAGAUUAUAGCAGCAGAGAAUUUCCUCUACAGCUUUGGAAUGAUACUUGAGUUCAUAGCAUUCAUCUGGCUGAGAAUUAAGCAGCCAAACACCCCGAGACCAUACAAGAUACCCUUUGGCACAAUUGGAGCUUUUCUGAUGUGCAUACCGCCUACCUUGCUUAUAUGCGUCGUCUUGGCGUUCUCUUCGGCUAAAGUUGCAAUCGUAAGCCUCGUUGCAGUCGCCAUCGGGCUGGCAAUGCAGCCGUGUCUUAAGCAUGUCGAGAAGAAAAGAUGGCUCAGAUUUUCGACUAGUUCGGAUCUGCCUGAUAUUCGUCAUACUACACCUCACACCACAACAUCAUUAAUCUGAUCAAACUCAACAUCUUAGUGUAUACACAGUUUGAUAUUGCAAGAAAUCCAGCUCACAAUAGUCUCUGAAACUGAUAUGUUGUUUGCUUUAGUGACAUAGAUGUCUAUUAUCACUAUAAUAGUUUUUCUUUGUAGACUAGUAAUCUUUAACUUGUUUCAAAUGCUCUCUAAGUAUGGUUGUAAAUAGGCAUGGAUAUGAUCAAUUGGUAUGCUAUAAUGCUAUGACUCUUUCUAACAUAA
This is a messenger RNA of Ipomoea triloba (trilobed morning glory), 2055 nucleotides long. Its product is annotated as probable polyamine transporter At1g31830. The coding region runs from base 212 to 1816 and encodes 534 amino acids. Gene Ontology annotation, molecular function: transmembrane transporter activity. The transcript has 2 exons. Gene Ontology annotation, biological process: transmembrane transport. NCBI's taxonomy places the organism in Eukaryota, Viridiplantae, Streptophyta, Magnoliopsida, Solanales, Convolvulaceae. The record is from RefSeq and is a predicted model, not a curated record. Gene Ontology annotation, cellular component: membrane.